Molecule: messenger RNA, 1555 nt
Organism: Gymnodraco acuticeps
Lineage: Eukaryota; Metazoa; Chordata; Actinopteri; Perciformes; Bathydraconidae
Exons: 4
Coding region: 81-749 (222 amino acids)
Biological process (GO): signal transduction; regulation of apoptotic process
Molecular function (GO): protein binding
Source: RefSeq, a predicted model, not a curated record
AAAAUGUCGUGCUGUGCGCUUGAAUGUACUAACAGAUCUUCCAAGAAGUCUACUUUCAGCUUUUUUCGUAACAUUCAGACAUGGCUGAGGAACCAGCAGCAGAAAUCCAGCUACUCAGAAGCCUGAAGGUCAAGCUAAUAGAAAUUCUAAGCGCCGAUGCUGAUUUUGUCCUGCAGCAUGCAGACUCUCGCUGCCUGCUGUCUGUUCACGGCUACCAGCAGGUGAAAGCAUGCCGUUUUCCUCGUGAGAAGGUGACUGACCUGUUGGAUCUCAUCAUCCAAAGAGGGCCUGAAGCAGCGCGGGGUCUACUGAAACUGCUGAAUGAACACGCCUUGCAGGAAACCUUCCCAAUGCUUUGCUUUAUUAAGGAUUUGGACAUAAACACAGUGUCUUCAGGAAUAAUCAAAAGAAAGAGAGAAACUCCUGACCUACAAGAGAUCAUUCCAUCCAAACAGAUCUGCAAAAAAGGCUCUUGCUUGGUUCAGGAGAAACAGCUGAUGACCGUGGCUCGUACCAUUGGCAGAUCUUGGAGGGAGAUUGGCAGACUGGCUCUGGAAAUCUCUACUGUGAAGAUAGAACAGAUUGAAGAGGACAACUCAAUUCAUGUGGAGCGAGUGUUUGCCAUGCUGCGCUACUGGAGCACCUGUCAGAGGGAAAAAGCCACUGCUGUGAACCUGCACUCGCUGCUCAGUCAGGGAGACUGGGCGCUGCCACCUGAAAGCAUUGACUUCCUGUUGGAGAUUAAAUGAGGCCUUCACUGACUGGUACAUGCUGUGACCGAGACACUGUUUUUACUGGGAACUUAAGUGUUCCAUCAUAUAGACAUCCAUCAUAUUUUCCAUAUCAGAAAAACCACACUUGAAGACUUUGUACUUUGUUAAAUCACCCCACAUUGCCAAUAAGUACCAGUGACUUAUUUUGUUCUUCAUAUAUGUUUCGAUUAAUAUAGAGCUAUUAUAUGUAGCCUACACACAACAUCUAUUGUAUUUCUGUUGGACUGGGUCCAAGGGUAAAGGGUACUCAUAUGUGGCUAUAUUUAAUGAUCAACUAAUAUUACCUUUCUGUAAAAGUAAUGAUCUAGAAACUUCGUUUUUGUUCAUGAAAUAUCUAAGUAAGAGUUUUUUCUUUCUUUUUCUGUUUAUUGUAUCUAUGUGUGGUUUUAUUCUCCUUCCAGUCCAAGGAGAAGACAAACAACAGAAUUGUGCUCAUUUUAGUUUAAUGUAAAUAAAUACUCUAGGUAAUGUAAACAAGUUAAUGAAAUCUUGUUUCUAUUGCUUUAUGUCCUGUUUUGCUUAACUCGUCUUUUUAUUCAUCUUGAGUUUUUUGGAGAAAUUGUAUUUUGUCCAAGUGAGCAGAUUAUUAGGUGUCACAACAGUUAUGCUGAUGUGUUCCUUGUUGAUCUUUAUAUAUUGUUUUUUUUAAAACAAAUGUUCCUUAUUUCUUAGUGUAUCUGUUGGGAUGGCAACUCAUGUCAUCAUGCAAAGUAGGAAAGAAUAAUAGUGCCUAUGUUUCACAGCUACACUUAAUAAACUUGUAUCGCAUUUGCUGACUCUAA